ACCUUCCCUUUUGUUUUCUCUCCUUAUAUUAAUCUCUUCCAUUUCUCAUUUUCAAAACUUUUUCCAAAUCUAAAAUAUGGCAUCUUCAUCUAGUAAUUUAGAUACCAAUAAUAAUAAUAAUAUUAAUAAUCUCAAUGGUUUGAACUCGUUCAACCAUUUUUCCUUCUCAUCAACCUCUCACCCUUUCAUCAUGACCAGUUCUUUCUCUGACCUUUUAGCUUCUCCUCUUGAUGACAAUGAAAACACUAACAACAACAACAACUCAAGAAGUGAUUAUGGUGCUCCUAAGUUCAAGUCUACACCUCCUCCUUCUUUGCCUCUGUCACCACCUCUGAUUUCUCCUUCUUCGUGUUUUUCUAUCCCUCCUGGUUUGAGCCCGGCUGAACUACUUGAUUCGCCUGUUUUGUUGAACUCUAACAAUGUUUUGCCAUCUCCUACAACUGGUGCUUAUGCUGCUCAUAGCUACAAUUGGAAGAACAAUUCUGAGGGGAAUCAACAAGUUGCAAAUUUCUCUUUCCAAACCCAACAAGUUCCUGCUGUUACUGCAUCCAACACAUCUUUUCAAUCAUCAAACGUUGGAAUUCAACAACAACAACAGCAACAGCCAUGGAGUUAUCAAGAAAGCACAAAGCAAGAAGGUUAUUCAUCUGGAACCAAUAUGCUACAAGGUGAAAACAACAACAAUGCUAUGCAGAUUUAUUCUCCGGAGUUUGCCAAUGUUCAAAUGAACAACACCAUGAUGAACAACAAUGGAAUUCAAUCUGAUUACAACAACUACCAACCGCUGCAACAAGUUCAAACCUUGAGCAAGAAAUCAGACGACGGAUACAAUUGGAGAAAAUACGGACAGAAACAAGUGAAAGGAAGUGAGAAUCCAAGAAGCUAUUACAAAUGCACGUACCCGAAUUGUCCUACGAAGAAAAAAGUUGAGAGAUCGGUCGAGGGACAGAUUACCGAGAUUGUUUAUAAGGGUACUCAUAAUCAUCCUAAGCCUCAAUCUACUAGGAAGAACUCGUCGAAUGCUCUUGUGAUUGUUCCUGCUAAUCAAAAUGGAAAUGAAAUGCUUGAUCAACCGUAUGGUUCAUUUGGUAAUGGCCAAAUGGAUUCUGGUGCUACUCCUGAGAAUUCGUCGAUAUCAGUUGGCGGAGAUGAUGAUUUUGAGCAGAGUUCUCAUCAGAAGAGUAGAUCUGGAGAUGAUGAUGAUGAGCCUGAUACUAAAAGAUGGAAAACUGAUGGUGAAAAUGAGGGAAUUUCUGCACCUGGGAGCAGAACAGUGAGGGAACCUAGAGUUGUUGUUCAGACAACAAGUGACAUUGAUAUUCUGGAUGAUGGUUACAGAUGGAGGAAAUAUGGACAGAAAGUUGUCAAGGGAAAUCCAAAUCCAAGGAGCUACUACAAAUGUACACACCCAGGUUGUCCAGUGAGGAAACACGUUGAGCGCGCCUCCCAUGAUUUACGGGCCGUGAUCACAACAUAUGAAGGGAAGCACAACCAUGAUGUCCCUGCUGCUCGCGGAAGCGGAAACAAUUCCAUAAACCGCCCAACGCCAAACAACCCUUCAAAUCCAAACAAUGCAGCCACUUCCAUAAUGCCACUACAGAGUCUAAGGCCACAGCAACCAGCACAAUUGUCCCAAUCCCUUCCUUUAAGCUUAGACAUGCUGCAGCCUCAAGGAAACUACGGAUUUUCAAGGUUCUCGAAUCCAAUGGAGUCUUACAUGAAUCCACAACAACAACAACAGCAACAACAUCAACAACAGCAUCAGCAACAACAUCAGCAACAACAACAACAAAUGUCUGACAAUGGUUUUUCCUCUCGAGCCAAGGAGGAACCUAAAGAUGACAUGUUUUUCGAGUCAUUGCUAUGCUGAAUGGAUUCUUAUUCUUUCAUUUUUAGAAGGUAUAGCACCAAGAAAAGGGAUUUUAGAAUUUUAUUUAUUUUUACAAAUAAGAAAAAACUUCAUUCCAUUGAUUUGUUGGAUUUGUUUUCUUGGAAGUUUGGUUUUUUAGUUGUAAAUUUAUACAACCAUAGGUUUGGUAUAGUAUACAUUUCACAGCUUUUAUUUUCCUAUAGUCUUUUCAAUUGUUUCAUUACUUUUUGAUUCCCUUUGUUUCAUAUUCAUAUGUUACAAACAAAAUAAUACUAGAACAAUUUUCACAUAUGAAUUGAACUUGAUACCAUAUACUUGGUCAAAUAUGGUUGCUAGAUUAUUAUUAUUUUUUUAUUGGUAAACUGGUCAAGGUCAACUUUGGUAGUUUGCUACUUUUUUUUAGUGUCUCUAUACAUAUAUGGAUGUUUCCAGGUUACAACCAAGUGGGUCAGAUAGCCAUCAAUUUUGUCCUAUACAAAUGAAAAUACAAAACUACCCUUUUGCAGUAUCUUAGUAUAGAAUCUAAAUGGCAAAUGGAAAAGGACAAUUUUGAAAGAAAAAAGUUUUGGGACUUUUUGUUCAAUGAGAGUUGUGUAAUGUGUACUAUUUAUUGUAGGACAAGUGGAAGUGAAAGAGACGUUUACGUGAUGCACACGUUAAGUGUUAAAAUUAAUUUGUCCUUAGCUUAUUGUCAUCAUUCAUGUUGUAGAUACACAUGCCUUGCCAAGUUUCCCUCUACACCGACCUUAUGGCAUCUCUUUGUGCUCAUCCAGUUAUUUUUCUUUUGUCGUAGGUUGAACAUAUAAAAUUAAAAGAAAAAAUUGUAGAAUCGUUUUAUGUUUUUUGUGGUUCUUUUAGAGAAUUUUUAAGUAAACCACAAUUAAAUAGAGAUUAAUUGUAUAUCAGUUUUAUUUAGUUUCAGCUUUGGAGUGUAACAAUAUUAAAUUUACUUGAAAGUGAAGUUUGUUGUCUA
This is a messenger RNA of Vicia villosa (hairy vetch), 2843 nucleotides long. RefSeq names its product WRKY transcription factor WRKY24-like. Gene Ontology annotation, molecular function: sequence-specific DNA binding; DNA-binding transcription factor activity. The transcript has 5 exons. Bases 77 to 1870 code for a protein of 597 amino acids. The record is from RefSeq and is a predicted model, not a curated record. Lineage: Eukaryota; Viridiplantae; Streptophyta; Magnoliopsida; Fabales; Fabaceae. Gene Ontology annotation, biological process: regulation of DNA-templated transcription.